AUUUCAUCCGUCCACUUCAUCUUGUAUUUUAAAUUAAACUACUAAAGAAGAAUUGUUGAGCAUUUGUGUGGUAUCGGCGCACCGGUACGACAAAUCAGCAACAACAGGCGAUUCGUCGAUUCACCGAUUUAUGCAAUUGUGAAUCAUUUUCUUUGAUGGUUCGUCCAAAAACCGACAUCCUCGGAACCGCGGCACACCGCAUUGGCGCACUGCAUCGUGCAUCAUCCACACUAAUCAAAGAUUCGUGCAUAUCGACGCAUCAACGAAUAGUGAGUAGCGGGCUUUACUCUUUGCCUUUACACUGUCACUUACAUACUUCAGUUUGACAUUUCAGACACUACGUAUCUUGUCACAAAGAUGACCAUUUAUUAGAUAUUAAAAAAUUUCAAUUAACCGAAUCAUAAUUUUCUUUAUAAACAUGGCUCGGUCAGAUCUUAACAAUGACGUUCAAAAACCAAGUGAUGAAAUAUCCUUUACGGGAAUUAGGGCGGAAGAGGAUCUACAAGAUUAUGUUCAAAAUAUAUUAGAAAAUUUAGUUCCUGAAGAACCUAAAGUGUAUUCCGUUGAGGAUGGGAGUACAAAAAUAUUAAUACCUUUAAAAAAUAUACGGGACACUGACGUAAAUCCUCUCUCUGUACAAAUACUUAAACAAGAAAAACGUUCAGGACCGGGAAUUAUUUUUAGUAAAAGUGGAAAAAUCUUUAAUUUCGACGAUCAGUGUCCGCCAGUACCAUAUUGUUUAAGCUUUGAAUCCAAAUCGAUACCCCGGACCAAAAUACUCAUUUACCAAAUACGAAACUUCAUCGAUAAAUUUUAUGACGAAUCAGAAAGAAUUGCUCAAGCCAUAUUUUCUAGAGGAAUCAGCAGACGAACUCUUAUUACGAAAUCUAUGAUCGUUCUUGCUUUACAAAUAUUGUUAACAGUCUCGGUGAUUGUCGCUUGUGCUCGCAUCUCUUAUUUAGGAGAAUUUAUAAAAAAGGAACUUUCUGUAUUUUAUUAUGUUGCUGCCGCGGAAGCGAUUUCAUUUAUACUACUCGUUUUUUUCGAUGGUUUUAGAAAACGAAAUCCUUACAACUACAUUGCUCUAACUACGUAUACAUUAUCUUCAAGUUAUUAUAUAGGAUCUUUAGGUGUUACUCACGAUACGAAAGUGUUAUUAAUAUGCUUGGGUAUAACAGUAAUUAUAUUUUUCGCAGUUGUUCUUUUAUCGUGGAUAAAUUAUUGUGAUUUAACUGAGAGUAACCUUCUAAUUAUGACUUUACUAGGAUUCGAAGGAAUAUUUUUCCUAAUCGCUCAAAUAUAUUAUUGGAGAACUGGUAGCGCUUAUUUUCGGUAUAUAUUUUCAUUCACUUUUUUAGGUUUCGUAUGUUUAUUUUUUAUUCAUCUAUUUCAACUCGUUUUAGGGAAGGGUAAAACUAAAAUGAAAACGGACGAACACCUUUUAGCUGCUAUCAUGAUGUAUCUUCUUACUGAUGUGAUAUACAUAUGUUUACCAACACUAGUUGAAACAUCAUUACAAUAAAAUACAGAGGAUUUGUCGAAAUUUUCUUAAACGGUUGUUUUAUUUUAUUGUGUUAGAAUCGGA
Molecule: messenger RNA, 1585 nt
Organism: Psylliodes chrysocephalus
Lineage: Eukaryota; Metazoa; Arthropoda; Insecta; Coleoptera; Chrysomelidae
Source: the annotation of a GenBank genome assembly